Molecule: messenger RNA, 1287 nt
Organism: Daldinia caldariorum
Lineage: Eukaryota; Fungi; Ascomycota; Sordariomycetes; Xylariales; Hypoxylaceae
Exons: 2
Coding region: 1-1287 (428 amino acids)
Source: RefSeq, a predicted model, not a curated record
AUGAUAGCACUCUCGCCGCGACGUCUCCUAGUCCAAAGUUUGUUGGUCGUUUACGUUCAGAGUCGCAGCUGGCCGGAACCAUGGCCUGCACACUGGUUAGAAAGCAGCGGUUAUCGGGACCCAGGCCAGCAGCAGGUUAUGCGAGAGCCUGAUGGGGACUGGAGCGGUACCGACUGCCAAAUCAGUAAUAUAACAGCAUUUGAGAUGGCGAAGGGUAGGCAGUUGGUCGACUUCGCCACUGGGGCGACGGAAGAUCUCGAGAUACCCAAGAUUCGACCCCUUAACGCGUCCAGCGGCGAACAGUGGGAGUUUGAUGGGGUUUCAGAGGAUGGCAUGCAGUCCUUCAUAUUAGGCUUCUACAGGGAUCCAAAUUAUGCUAUUUUAGGGACGGGCAACUUUAGACUCUCUGUCGAAUUCACCUUUGCAAACCGAUCACGUUUCUACGAAGUCUACUAUCCGUAUAGAUCUGUGAUAGAGACAUGCACAUCCGUGGGAACUAGGGGUAUAUGGUUCGAUGAGAAGGAUGACUACCGGUUCAUGUUUCAGGUCAACAGCGAGAUGAGCGAAGCGGUGGUCACCAUGGAGUCGGACACCGUGAAAGGCAGGGCUGUCAUCAAAUCUCGUGCACAACCGGUGGCGGCAGACGGGAAUGUAUGGCCAUCUGAAAAUGCAACCACUGACCCGGUGCCAUACUGGCAUUGGUCUGAGCCUAUUCCUGGAGGACUUGUAGAUGUCGAUGUUAAUAUCAAAGGCGAACAAAUUGUUUGGUCGGGCAUGGGUGGUCAUGAGAGAUUUUGGUCUGCUUUCAGUUGGUUCACCUGCCUCAGGAACCUAGACGCCGUCAAAGCGAUGCUUGGACCCUACGUUCUAUCCUACUUUGGCUUUAAGUCUAACAUGGUUGCUGGCCUCACCCACCAAUCUGUGGUACUGUUUAAAGACGGCCUUCCCGUUUUCCGCAGCACACUGAGUACCCCAUCCGACACAGAGCCAUACGCUCUUAUCACAAAGACAUAUGGGGGCGCCGUAACAGGUACUCUUAAAGAUAAAGUCACAGGCGUUCAGUUGGAGCUUGUGGCACCUAGAGCAAGACAACAUUACACCUUCUUCGUGGAGAACACUAACCUAGGAUUUGAAUACAUUCUAGGCGAGGGCGUCGGUGGCAGUGGCUUUUCUGCAAGGUCAAGAGGCGGCCACGUAGGAUUAUCUCAAUAUGACGGGGUUGCACUGGUUGAAGCACUGACCUUCCCGAAGAAUUCACCUCUGUUCCGAAGCAACUACGUCGAGUAG